AUGGCCGAACCCGACAACUUCGAAGAGGAUCUCUUCGCCGAUCUGUACACGGAAGAGGAGACUGUGCCAAAGCCAGUAGUGCCUGAGGUUGAACUCAAGAGCGAACCAGCCAAAGAGGUCGCCAAAAUCGAUGAGGCACCUGAAAAUACGGAACCUAACGGCGCAGGGGGUGAAGAGAAGUAUAAUGGAGACCAGGAUAUGGAUGAUGAAAUUGAUUUCAAUUUGGGCGGGAAUGGAAAUAGUUAUGAUGCUCCGGUCAGCCAUGAAGCACAUGGGCCUGGCAUCAAGGAAGACGGGUAA
This is a messenger RNA of Drepanopeziza brunnea f. sp. 'multigermtubi' MB_m1, 300 nucleotides long. The record is from RefSeq and is a predicted model, not a curated record. Lineage: Eukaryota; Fungi; Ascomycota; Leotiomycetes; Helotiales; Drepanopezizaceae.